AUGAGUAAUUUAGAGUGGAGGGAUCGAAUGGAGAAGAUGAAGUUAGAGUGCUGGAUCAAAGAGGUCAAAGAAGAAAUCAAAGAGUUGAAACGCCUAGGCAGGUGGAUGAAGGAAAAAGAAUGCGAUAAGUUGGACAAGUUGCGUAAAGAGCGGGCAAAGUACCAGGCGAGGAUACGCAAAAUCGAGUCACGUACGGAGGGGUUCGUUUACAGGGAGCCCGUGUUUACGUUCGAUCCGCCUAUUUCCGACGAUGACACAUUCGCGGACCUCGAUGUAGUCGAGGUAGUCGAGGUCGAGGAAGAGAUUUUGGUCCUGAUCCGUGAAAUCCGACGGACGCGCGCGAAUUGA
Molecule: messenger RNA, 348 nt
Organism: Striga asiatica
Lineage: Eukaryota; Viridiplantae; Streptophyta; Magnoliopsida; Lamiales; Orobanchaceae
Source: the annotation of a GenBank genome assembly